Molecule: messenger RNA, 399 nt
Organism: Triticum turgidum subsp. durum (durum wheat)
Lineage: Eukaryota; Viridiplantae; Streptophyta; Magnoliopsida; Poales; Poaceae
Source: the annotation of a GenBank genome assembly
AUGGGCAGGUUCCACUUCCACCUCUUCUUCUUCCUCGUGCUUGCGCUCGCCACCAGCAGCAGCACCAGCGCAGUGGCCACUGCCAACGAUGACGCCGUGCAGCAGCGGAAGGAGGCCAUGGUGCAGGCCCUCGGGGUAGUCACCCGCUUCGACCUGGCCAACACCGACCCCGAAGCAGUGAGGCAGGUGAAGCAGGCGCUCGCGGUGCUGGACCGUGAGGUCCAGGCCCACCCCCAGCGGUGGAAGACCAUUUUCAACGCCGUUGACAAGGCCAUGCAUAGCGGCGCCGACGACCGCAGCAGGGCGGAGGCGUCCUCAAUGGCCAAGGAGCUGCUGGAGCGGGAGUUCGGCCCGUGUCCGAGAUGCCUCAAAAGGGACCUCGGAGUCGAAGAUCUGUAA